This is a messenger RNA of Perca fluviatilis (European perch), 1426 nucleotides long. RefSeq names its product cGMP-dependent protein kinase 1-like. The record is from RefSeq and is a predicted model, not a curated record. Gene Ontology annotation, molecular function: ATP binding; cGMP-dependent protein kinase activity. Gene Ontology annotation, biological process: protein phosphorylation. The transcript is spliced from 11 exons. The coding region runs from base 153 to 1115 and encodes 320 amino acids. NCBI's taxonomy places the organism in Eukaryota, Metazoa, Chordata, Actinopteri, Perciformes, Percidae.
AGGAUGUUCGGACUUUGAAUGUCAUCGCUGCUGCAGAGGGAGUUACAUGCUUGGUCAUAGACAGGGAGACCUUCAAAGACAUCAUUGAUGGGUUGGUAUUUGACUGCAGUCAAGACGUGCUGCAAAGCCAUGAAUCCAAAAUCGAGUCUGACAUGGAUCCCGAUCUCUUCUCGUCUUCCACCUUAAGUGAUUUCCAGAUUAUCGGCGCUCUAGCCGUUGGGGAGUUUGGUCACGUAGACCUGGUGCAACUGAAGAGCAACAGCAAGUGUUUUUACGCCAUGAGGGUCCUUAAGAAGAAGCUGAUCCUCAACAACGGUCAACGAGAGCACAUUCUGAGAGAGGGGCGCAUCCUAAUGGAGGCUCAUUGUCCAUUCAUAACCAGGCUACAUAAAACCUUUAGCGAUGCCGAGUGUCUGUACGUUUUGACAGAAGCUUGUCUUGGUGGAGAUUUAUGCAGUCUACUCAAAGAUAAAGGAUGUUUUGACGAAUGCAGCACCAGGUUCUUCACGGCUUGCGUUGUUGAGGCCUUGACCUUUCUUCACUGUCGAAGUGUCGUCUAUAGAGACCUCAAGCCUGAAAAUGUAGUCCUGGAUCAGCAUGGUUAUGCCAAACUGAUUGGUUCCAGAUGUGUGAAGAAGGUUGAGGUGGGUAAGAAAACGUGGACGUUCUGCGGUACACCGGGCUACAUGGCACCUGAAAUCAUCCUGAACAAAGGCCACAGUGUAUCUGCAGACUUCUGGUCACUGGGCGUUUUUGUGUUUGAACUUCUGAGUGGUGGGCUCCCAUUCUGCGACUCUGACCCGAUGAAGAUUCUCACUGCAACCAUUCGAGGCAUCGAUCAAAUCGACUUCCCAAAAACCAUCAGCAAAAGUGCCUCCAAUGUUAUAAAGAAACUGUGCAGGAGCAAUCCCUCGGAGCGACUGGGCGGUCAGAGGAACGGGGCCAAGGCCGUUCAGAAGCACAAGUGGUUUGAAGGAUUCAACUGGGACGGACUCUGUAAAGGCACAUUAAACCCACCGGUGAUUCCCAAAGUGAAGGAGCCUUUGGAGAGCAGAACAUGUGAUCGUUACACGGAGGGCUCGGUGGAUCUGUGCACAGACUGGGAGGAUUUCUGAACGGGAAUUUAAAAAAAACAUGUCUGACAAUACUUUAUCACUUUCAGGUUUAGUUCUCGUAAAUAUUUCACAGCCCUUUGUCUGAUUAUUGCCAUCAAGAAUUAAUUCUAUUUUUUAGACAGAGAAAUAUUUUCCACAGUACAGUGACUGUAGAUAUUGUUUGAUAAAUGAACCAUGCUGCCUACUGUGUUGAGCUCAGACUGUUUUUGAUGUACAAUCCCUUCUCUAUAGAUUUAUAAAUAUGAGAGUUUAGUGAUGUCACCGUGAUGUCACUGCUGUUGAAUGUAACUCAAUAAAACAAAUAGACUGUC